CCUACUGUCAGGUACAUGUCAACCAAUCCAACCCUAUUGUCAGGUACUUGUCAACCAAUCCAACCCUACUGUCAGGUGCGACGGAUAGAAUAUAGAACAGCGGAUACCGGUGGAGAGAGUACCUGGAGCCUGGAGAGAAACUGCAGCUCCGACUGCAGGCCAUUUUGUGUGACCAUGGGAGGAAGAACUAAGAUAACAUACUGCUCCAGUUGUUGCAGACUUGAUGGCUUACCAGUUCUACAAAAUGAUAGUAAAAACAUGGAUGAAGGAUUGUUGAAGAAAAGAGACAACAGUCGAUGUAACAUUGACAAUGGAGCGCUAAAAAUGUACCCACAUUUUUCAUCAGUAGUUAUUAACAUAAUUUUAUUUCAAAUAUCUACAAUCUGCUGUCUCUGUAAAGUUCAUAAUUAAUAUGUGCUUAUUUCUUCUCAGAUAUAAACAUUUUAAGAAUGUAAAAUGCGGAAAAUGGAAGUCGUCUUCGACAAGUUUGGUAAUAACUUGCUGCUUUACUUAGCCGAGGCUGUUCGUUCUAAGUACGGUAAAAUACGACCUCUGUCGGCGAAAUAAAAAUGGAAAGUAAAAUUGGAUUAAGUGGCGACAUCUAUACUUAGGGUUGACAUCUAGUGGCAAAAGAAUAUAGAGUGCGGAGUCGGACAACGAAGCCAGACAAAGCACAGACAAAGUACAGACAAAGUACAGACAAAGUACAGACAAAGCACAGACAAAGUACAGAAAAAGUACAGACAAAGUACAGACAAAGUACGUCAUAAAUACAUCGUUGCUUUGUGUAAAAGGGAAAAUGAAAGAAGUUGUAAAUUCAUUAUUGACCAGUAUUCAUGACAAAAUUUGAAGUUUUCAAUAUUUUUUUGAAGGCAAAGUGAGAACCAGAAAACUCUGGAAUAGGAAGACGACUUUCAUUGUGUCCCAAUAAACAGGAUAAUUUAAUUAAAACUAAGCAGGAAAUAUGAUUAUACAAAUUCCCAGUUUACUGUAGAAAAAGAGCAUCGUUUUUAGGUCCGUUCUUACAUCACCAAGGUUUUCUUCUUAAGAUGUGAUCCUAAAAAAUCUUAACUAUCUAACAUGCAGCAAAAUUAGAUUUUCCAAAAUUUUGCUUUUAACCCUAUUCCUGCUGGGGGGGGGGUGUCAAGUUGACCCCCCCCCUCUAGAUUU
Messenger RNA from Eurytemora carolleeae, 1170 nucleotides. RefSeq lists its product as uncharacterized. The record is from RefSeq and is a predicted model, not a curated record. The transcript has 5 exons. The coding region runs from base 16 to 411 and encodes 131 amino acids. Lineage: Eukaryota; Metazoa; Arthropoda; Copepoda; Calanoida; Temoridae.